Messenger RNA from Lolium rigidum, 1289 nucleotides. Its product is annotated as PGR5-like protein 1A, chloroplastic. Gene Ontology annotation, molecular function: oxidoreductase activity, acting on iron-sulfur proteins as donors. The record is from RefSeq and is a predicted model, not a curated record. Gene Ontology annotation, cellular component: chloroplast thylakoid membrane. Gene Ontology annotation, biological process: photosynthetic electron transport in photosystem I. The transcript is spliced from 10 exons. NCBI's taxonomy places the organism in Eukaryota, Viridiplantae, Streptophyta, Magnoliopsida, Poales, Poaceae. Bases 67 to 1038 code for a protein of 323 amino acids.
CCCGCCAGCUUCUCCUUCGCCACCACUCGCCCACCACCGCAGCGCUCCACCGUUCCGGCCGGCGAAAUGGCCUCCGAAGUGGCGCUCUCGCCGGCGUCCCGCCUGCCGUCCCUCUCAUCCAGGCCCGCCUCCUCCUCCUCCUCCUCCCGCGCUCCACGGGGCGUCCGUGCCCCGCGGUUUCUGCCGGCGCUCACCAUCUCCACGGCGCACACCCGCCGCGGGCUCCUCCUGCUGCGGCCCCGCGCCACCGACCAGCAAGGCCAGGUUCAGCAGCAGGACGGCGGCGACGACGUGGUGGACGGCAACGUGCUCCAGUACUGCAGCAUCGACAAGAAGCAGAAGAAGACCAUCGGCGAGAUGGAGCAGGAGUUCCUCAGGGCCCUGCAGUCAUUCUACUACGACCAGAAGGCCAUCAUGUCCAACGAGGAGUUCGACAACCUCAAGGAGGAGCUCAUGUGGGAGGGGAGCAGCGUCGUCAUGCUCAGCGCUGACGAGCAGAGGCUCCUGGAGGCUUCCAUGGCUUACAUCGCCGGCAACCCCAUCAUGUCCGAUGCCGAGUUCGACGAGCUGAAGCUCAGACUAAAGCAAGACGGAAGCGACAUCGUCACGGAGGGCCCCAGGUGCAGUCUACGGAGUCGAAAGGUUUACAGCGACCUUACUGUCGACUACUUGAAGAUGUUCCUGCUAAAUGCUCCAGCAACUGUUGUUGCUCUAGGACUGUUCUUUUUCAUAGAUGAACUGACUGGCUUUGAGGUCAACAUAUUCCAGUUUCCAGAGCCUUUCGGCUUCAUUUUCACAUGGUUUGCUGCUUUGCCACUGAUAUUGGUCACGGCACAAGUGGUAACAAGGGCCAUUAUCAGGGAUGUUUUAAUCGUGAAGGGACCGUGUCCGAAUUGCGGUACUGAAAACCUUUCCUUCUUUGGGACGAUACUGUCAAUCGCUAGUGGCGGUGCAACAAACACCGUCAAGUGUGCAAAUUGCAAAACCGUUAUGGUAUACGACUCGAAAACUCGGCUGAUCACACUUCCAGACUCAUGAGAAUGAUAACUGAAGGGUGGGACGAAGGAGAUGCAGUCGUGCAGAGUUGGCCAUUUCCGUUUGGUAAGUGAGCAAAUGGGGUUGCAAUGUCUGCGAGAAAACUGGCUGUUUCUGUGUAGUAAUAUCAUUUAUAUGUAGAUAUAUUUUUGGCCGCACCUGGUUGGGACGGAUGAAACUGUGGAGUGUAUAGAAAACCUAGAUGUACCCGGGCCUGUGACAUUAUAGUGAAGCUUAUAUAUACUCCUUGUCAA